AUAAGCAUUAACGCAUUUUUUUCUUCAUUUAAUUAUCCAAUCAGAUGUAAGCCAUACCCAAUGACCGAAUGAUUGGGUGAUUGGUGAUACACAAAGCAGAGAAUCAAGAGCUUACUAUAUAGUUGGUCAAGGAAAAGGAAGAAAAAAAACAGGAGUUUCAAAUAUGAAGCCGUUUUUCAAUAUUGUGAAGGCUAUAAUGGUCCGGCUGGUUUUGUUAGUACAUAGUUUACUAGCUAUCUGGAGAGUGGUCAACAUUGCAAAUGAUAUGAAUUUUUGGUACUUAGCUAUUGCGGACGGAGCGUUCCUUAUAGAGGGAUUGAUUACAAUAAUAGCCAGGAAAGGAAUGGAAUAUAAAUGGUUCUGUCCUUGCUUUUUCUUCUACCUGUGUAGCACUAUUCCUGCAAUAUGGUUAUUAGAAUUAGACAGGCGUGAUCGGUUUGUAAAAGAAGAAAAUGCAACUCAUACGACUAACAACAAUUCCACUAACACUGUCGGAUUACCGAAUUUCUAUGGGGUUUCUAUAUCUAUUCAUUUGGAACCUGAUACCUGGGUGGUUAUUAUUGAACAAUUGUUGUUGUACUUCAUGAUCAUUGGUCGAUGGCUUUUACCACGCGGGAACAUCUCGAGAAACGAAUUGUCACAACUUCUGUUCGUGUUUAUUGGUAUGGCAUCCGACAUUACUGAGCUGUUUACUUUAUUUGAUGAGAAGGAAGUACGUGAAAAUAUACAUUUAACCUUCGCCGUUUUGAUCAUUUGGACAGUAAGUUUGCUUCAGUUCUGUUUUGUUCUGACAGCUACAAGAAAUGUAAAACGAGGUCGCGUUGCACUUCAGGCUCCACCAAGGAAGUCAUGUGGCUGUUCAUGUUGUUCAACGGAGGUAUGGAGCAUUUUGGUCGCCAUGUUGAUGCAAGAUAUCCCAUUUGUUACCGUUCGUAUUUACACUAUUGCAACAUAUAACCUCAUCAAUUAUAGCAUCAUAUUUUUUACCGCCAAAAAUCUUCUCGUUGUGAUGUUAUUGCUUUAUCGUUUUGCGGUUAUUUUAGGAAGCCAAAAGAAGGACGAUGGCAAUAAAAGUCUAGAUUCAUUCAUGGAACUUGGUGACAUGGGAAACAUGGAACUAAAAGUGGAAGCUCCCAAACGAGUUUCAGUUGUAUCUGAUAUGUAUCAAAGCAAACCGUAUUCAAACACGGGUAAAAAUCACGGAAACGGACAUGGCACGAGAAACGGCAAUACUCAAAGACCUCAGAAACAAAUUUGCAGUUAUGAAAACAAAAUUGGAAGCUUGUAAUUAUAUACUUGUAUUUUCCGGGGGCCAAAAAGAAAUAAUAUAAUAUAUUACUAUAACCAGUAGUUCUAUUUACCACACAAUAGCAACAGUUGUAAACUAGAUAUUUGAACAAAAAGUAACGUUGACAAACAAGUUAUAGAUUAUAGAUGGAAGCUCAUAUUACCCAAUUAACUAAUACACAAUGGAAAUAUUAUAAUCGUUUGUACUGACGAAUAUUAUCAAUGCAUUAACAGUUAUCAAUAAUAACACUACAUAAAACGUAAUCGCAAUAAACA
Mytilus californianus (California mussel) is the source of this 1563-nucleotide messenger RNA. Its product is annotated as transmembrane protein 26-like. The transcript has 3 exons. NCBI's taxonomy places the organism in Eukaryota, Metazoa, Mollusca, Bivalvia, Mytilida, Mytilidae. The record is from RefSeq and is a predicted model, not a curated record. Bases 164 to 1288 code for a protein of 374 amino acids.